Messenger RNA from Carica papaya (papaya), 585 nucleotides. RefSeq names its product small ribosomal subunit protein eS21y. Gene Ontology annotation, cellular component: ribosome. The record is from RefSeq and is a predicted model, not a curated record. Gene Ontology annotation, molecular function: structural constituent of ribosome. Lineage: Eukaryota; Viridiplantae; Streptophyta; Magnoliopsida; Brassicales; Caricaceae. Gene Ontology annotation, biological process: translation.
GGUAUAAAAGCCAUAUUUUAGCCUUCUCUCUAGCCUAGCAGGAUUUUACCGCUGAGCUACCUCCCCGAUUCAAGUCCACCGGCAACUGGUUUUUGUCUCGCCGGGAGUCUCUUGCUAGCUUAGUUGGUGUAUCGAGCUAACUUUUUUCUUGUUAACAAACGAUCAGCCAAGAUGCAGAACGAAGAUGGUCAGAACAUGGAUCUUUACAUCCCCAGAAAAUGUUCUGCAACAAAUCGACUCAUCACGGCAAAGGAUCACGCAUCUGUCCAGAUUAAUGUUGGACAUUUGGAUGCCGAUGGUGUCUACACUGGACAGUUCACCACUUUUGCCCUCUGUGGAUUUGUUCGUGCCCAGGGUGAUGCUGACAGUGCCCUCGACAGGCUCUGGCAAAAGAAGAAAGUUGAGGCCCGCCAACAAUGAGUAGUUUCCAUGGUUGGUUCUCUUGGGUUUAAAAGAAAGGAACUUGAUAGCUGUAUUCAUCUAUUCCCAUUUGGUCUUUUUGUGAACUACUUCAAAGUUGGUUAUUUGUCUGGACCAAGUUAUUUUUCGAGCUUAAUUUGAAAACGAAGUUUUAUUUGGUGCGUA